AUGGAAGAAGUGGAGAGAGUAUAUAUUUUUAACUAUGGCUAUAACUCGCCUGGCCAAGUGGCCAGGCUUGUUGGAGUCCCAGUAGCAGAAAUACUAUCUACUGCCAUUCCAUGCACUUUAAGAGGAUACCGUAGAGUAUUUGCAGGCAUUGCUGAUGAUUUCGGUGAUAAAAGUGUUGCCACUAUUGUUCAGGAUGAAACCUCUGAGAUUCAAUCAUAUGCAUUCAGUUUGAAUGCAGACUGAAUGAAGUAUAUUGAUGAGUUUGAGGAAUAUCCUAAGAUGUAUGACCGCAUCCAGGUAGACCUGGAGAAGGUUUCAGGAGAGACCUUCCAGGCAUACGUGUAUGUUAUGAAUGAUAUUACACACUUUGGAUAUCCUACUGAGGAAUAUUUGCAAGGAGUGGCUCAGACAAUAAGUGCUUUUUAUUAUCUACAAAACCUUCAGUUUGAUUACUGCAAUGUCAGUAUGGAUAUCAUCAAGGCUGAUAACUUAGAGAAAAUGGGCACAGAGACUGUGAAAGUCAGUGUUGAAGCUUAUCCAGCUGAAGUUCAGGAUGUUAUUUCAAAACUUGUUGAUAGCAGUCAUUCUUUAUCCUAAUUUAGUACUGUUCUUGAGGUAAUAUUUAUAUCCAACAACUGU
Messenger RNA from Moneuplotes crassus, 639 nucleotides. Lineage: Eukaryota; Ciliophora; Spirotrichea; Euplotida; Euplotidae. The record is from the annotation of a GenBank genome assembly.